This is a messenger RNA of Aureobasidium uvarum, 492 nucleotides long. The record is from the annotation of a GenBank genome assembly. Lineage: Eukaryota; Fungi; Ascomycota; Dothideomycetes; Dothideales; Saccotheciaceae.
UUUAUGGCUGGAGAGGAUGCUCAAACCGAGUUGACGAUCCCACAACAGACAACGCCCGACUUGGAUCACAUCUCUGUGGUGCAGUUCAUGCUCUUCAGUGCAAUCACCACGGCGCCAAAUUUUCUUUGGCAAAGCUGGAUGGAGGAGCAAUGGCCGACUAUGAAACAAAAACAAGAGAAGGACGACAAAGAAAAGUCCUGUCGUCAACAACUCAGUGUUGGACACGUUGUCGUGAAGUUCUUACUGGACCAGUCGCUCGGUUCCAUGGUAAACACAAUGCUCUACUUUUGCGUCAUGGGCCUUAUAAAAGGGCAGAGCUGGCAUCUCAUCCUGGAGGAUAUUCAGAGGAACUUCUGGUCUUUGAUAUUGGCUGGCUAUCGCCUGUGGCCUUUUGUUUGUCUCUUAAACCUCUUGCUGAUCCCUCUGCGAUACCGUUCGCUCGUUGGAUCGUUGGCUGGGCUGGGAUGGGGUGUGUUCUUGAGCUUGCGGUAG